Molecule: messenger RNA, 3107 nt
Organism: Ostrinia furnacalis (Asian corn borer)
Lineage: Eukaryota; Metazoa; Arthropoda; Insecta; Lepidoptera; Crambidae
Product: protein enabled-like
Exons: 18
Coding region: 332-2683 (783 amino acids)
Molecular function (GO): SH3 domain binding
Source: RefSeq, a predicted model, not a curated record
GUCCCAGCUUUCAAUUGAUAUCCCGGAGUCGAAGCAAAAAGUUGACCGUCUUGCGUUCGCGCACCCGAUAAGUGCCGAUCGGGGCAGUAGCGCGCGUCUUGCGUUCUCGAACGGACGUGUGAACGCGCGUGGUAUUUUUCAAUUUUUUCCCGCGCGAUAGGAAUUGUGUUACAAUUUCCGUGUAUCGGUCUUUCAGAGCGGAGACUGUGGUGUUUUUUGCUACUGCAAAUGCGGGUUACAAAUAAUUGUUUUACAAAUUGGCAAAAGAACCCAUCAGCACUUUGUUUUGUGUAGUGAUCUGUGAUACAACGGUGCAUUCCAAACAGUGAUAAUGCGAAGACAAAAAUUGAACGUGGAUCCCGAUUUGGGGGAUUUGGAAGAGAUGCUGGCGAGCGUCCAGUCCCAGCUGGAGCAUGAAAUCGACUUGGAGAAAGAUUCGAAGUUGUCCUCUUUGACAAGCGUCCAUGAGUCGCCGAAAAUGGCCAAAAGGACUUCUUCUUUCAAUAGAGGGGAUACUUUAGAGUUCCGUAGAGCCCCUAGGACUCCUUUUAACAGGGUAAUGAGUGAGGUGAACUCUGGAAGUCAAUCUUUAAAUGGAGACUUCAGGAAUGGGGAAUAUGGAGUGAUUGAACAGUCGUUGCGAGGGUCGCAGACCAGUUUGAAGUCCGAAGAGAUGGGGUCACAGACUUCGUUGAAGUCUUUUCGAUCUGAGCCUCAACAGAGAAUGUCUGUGUUGAGUCUUCCAGACAAAAGAGCAUCGAAUGCGACCUGGAAUGGGAAUGGAAGGUCCAGGACUGCAACGCUACCACGAGGAUACGGGUCGACCAAAGAGAAGAACUGGGAAGAAUACUGGGCUCACGAGCAAUCCAUAAGCAGCGCGCGCGCAUCCGUGAUGGUGUACGACGACAACGUGAAGCGCUGGAUUCCCUCGGGCUCGAGCGCAGGCGUGUCCAAGGUGCACAUCUACCACCACACGCAGCACAACACCUUCCGCGUGGUGGGCAGGAAGCUCAACGACCAUGAGGUGGUGAUAAACUGCGGCAUCGUCCGCGGUCUCAAGUACAACCAGGCGACGGCGACGUUCCACCAGUGGCGGGACGCGAGGCAUGUCUACGGAUUGAACUUCUCGUGUCGCGAGGACGCAGACAGUUUCGCGCGAGCCAUGAUGCACACGCUGGAGAUCCUAGCCAACAAACCGAGCGGCAAUUCCGCGCCGCCGCCGCCUCAGCCGCCGAACCCUCCCGUGCCUUACAACGGGCACAACAAUGCGCACUCCUACGACGAGGACAUGGGGUAUAGAACGAUGACGCGAGAAGACGCGGCCAUAUUGCAGCAACCCCAAUACCACGCCCCUCAUAACGCGCAGCCGCAGUACCACGCUGCGCCCAGUCAAUACCAUGCGCCACACCACCAUCCCACGCAGGAACGACCGGCGCAGUACCACGCGGCACCCAGUCAGUACCACGCGCCGCCCCAUCAGCAGCAAGCGCCGGCGAACCCGGCGGGAGCCCCGGCGCCGCCGCCGCCGCCGCACGGCGUGCACCACACGCUGCCGCACCAGCCCAGCCAGCCCGCGCCCACGCCCACGCAUCAUCGCACCAACAGCGCGCCGAUGCCGCCGAACAUGACUCUAGCGCCGGCGGCGCCGCCCGUCCCGCCGCACCAGAACCUGGCGCACGCGCCGCCCGCGCCGCUUAACAACGGGCCUGUUGCACCGCCAACACCACCCGCCGCGCCUCAACCGCCACCUAUGCAGCAACCAGCCGCCGCGCCUCCCGCGCCGCCGCCGCCGCCCGGCGCGGUCGUGUCACCGCCGCCGCCGCCGCCGCCGCCCGCGCCGCCCGCGCCGCCCGCGCCGAUGCCGCCGAACAUGACCCUAGCGCCGGCGGCGCCGCCCGUCCCGCCGCACCAGAACCUGGCGCACGCGCCGCCCGCGCCGCUUAACAACGGGCCUGUUGCACCGCCAACGCCACCCGCCGCGCCUCAACCGCCACCUAUGCAGCAACCAGCCGCCGCGCCUCCCGCGCCGCCGCCGCCGCCCGGCGCGGUCGUGUCACCGCCGCCGCCGCCGCCGCCGCCCGCGCCGCCCGCGCCGCCGCCGGACCCCGCCGGCCUGCAGCACCAGCUGCAGCAAGCGCGCCUCCGCCGGACCAGCGGCGCCGGGAACACUCCCGCUAAGACCGGCGCGGCCCCGGAGGCGGCGUCGCCCCCGGGCGGGGCGGAGCACUCGGGCUCGUCGUCGUCGUCGGGCGGGAGCGCGCGCGGCACGCUGCACUGCAUGAUGCACGAGAUGGCGCGCACGCUGGCACGCCGCCGCGCGCACCUCGACCGCGCUGAGGAGUCCUCGAACGACAACUCAGUGAACAACACGCCAAUGAAGACUUGGGAGCGCUCCGCUACGCUGCCGCACCGUCUACCAGCCGCAUGUAACGGCAACGCUUCGAGCUCGGAAUCGGCGGCGGCCGCCGCGCCCGCGUCACCGCGUUCUGUCCGCAAGAGGUUCGGCUCCGCCAGCGAGGAGACCAUACUUAAGCAAGUGAACGGAGGCAACGAAGGCGGCUGCGUAUCGGCGGCUGAGUGGGACGCCUUCAAGCAGGAGAUGAUGAAGGAGAUGCGCCGCGAGCUCACGCAGAUCAAAAAGGAGAUACUAGACGCAAUGAAGGCGGAAUUCGCGCGCAGAUAAGAGAGCCGCUAGGUCGUCGAGUGACAAACUAGUCCACCGCCAGCGACCGCGAACAAAUAUUUGAAAACACCAGCACGGUACCAUUCACUAUUAAUAUCAACGAGAAACCACCAAAAAUCAGCAUUAAUACUAUAGUUAUAACUAAACUAUCAAUCGGUAAUCGAUAUUGAUGCACAACACUAUUCACGAGCUGUCAGUUUGACACAAAACUCUAGAUUGUCUACGGCUUCCCGCGCUUUCUGUGAAGAUGUCUUUACUACUUUUUGUGUAGUUAUUUUGUCAUUGUCUAGCUAUGGCGCUGUUGAGAGCUGAGCUAAAUAUAAUUUGGCGCUUUUUGAGGUAAGUGUAUUGCCUUGAUUUAGUUUUUUUGUCAUCUGCGCUCCAUACAACAAAAUGAAAGGAGGCUGUCUUUGUGACAUUUUUA